AUGYUUCGCACGUUUUCUAUGUUGAGGCGUUUUAUUUCUAAGAAAAACUUUUUUUACCCGCAAAGAAGGCUUUUAUUACUGCUCAGACUUACAAGCAAUCGCCCUAGUGUACUACCAGCAUUGCGCAUUUCAGAUGCAAAGAAAUGGGGCUUUGUUUUUGCCGGGGCAACUUGUUUUGCUGGGGUCGCGUUCUGCAUGUCUUCGAAUACAACCCAGCAAAUGUUUAAAUCAGUGAAGCAGAAUGAUGUAACCGAAUUGAGAAGGUUAAUAAGUCAAGGCAUUGAUGUCAAUCAGAGACACCCACUUGGCUGGACACCCAUCCACAUUGCUGCCAUCAAUGGAAAUGACAAAGUCCUUCAGAUUCUCCUUGAUGCAGGUGCUGAUCCGAAUGCUAUUGAAGAGUUUUCCACAGUUUAUAAAGCAGCUAGAAAGAAUAACAUAACAUAUCAUCAAGUUAUAAUGGAAAGAGACAAUAACUUCAGUGACAGACUAAGCAAGGGAGCCAACUUCUCUGGAUUUACACCACUCCAUUACGCAGCACUGAUUGACAGUGUUGAUUGCGUCAUGCUUCUCCUCAAGUCAGGAGCUGAUCCAUCAUUAAGAGAUGAUUCAGGCCACUCAGCCACUAGUUACACAAGGAAUCCAAGUGUUAUCAAUGCAAUAAAAGARUACAGUGUUAAGUUUGAAGAAGAAAAGAAAGAGAAGGAACUUGAGGAAAGACRGAGAUAUCCACUUGAAAAAAGACUUAAAGAAAAUAUAGUUGGUCAACAAGGAGCUAUUCUUACUGUUGCUGGAGCUAUCAGGAGAAAGGAAAAUGGCUGGCAAGACAAGGAUCAUCCAUUGGUGUUUCUGUUCUUGGGUUCUUCUGGAAUUGGGAAAACUGAGCUUGCAAAACAGAUAGCAAAUUAUAUUCACAAAGGCAACAAAAAGGGUUUUAUUCGUCUUGACAUGUCAGAAUACCAAGAAAAACAUGAAGUGKCUAAAMUGAUAGGGGCUCCCCCWGGAUAUAUAGGUCAUGAUCAGGGGGGACAACUGACAAAGCAGUUAAAAGAAUGUCCAAAUGCUGUGGUGCUUUUUGAUGAGGUUGAUAAAGCUCAUCCUGAUGUAUUGACAGUAAUGCUUCAAUUAUUUGAUGAGGGAAGACUUACCGAUGGGAAAGGAAAGACCAUUGAAUGUAAAGAUGCAAUAUUUGUCAUGACAUCAAACUUGGCCAGUAAUGAAAUAGCUAAUCAUGCACUUGAAUUGAGGCAAGAAGCACAAGAGGCUGCAGCCAAUAGAAAAGAUGAAAGCGASAUAACAGAACAAAUCACGAUAUCAAGAAAGUUUAAAGAAAAAGUGGUCCAACCAAUUUUGAAGUACCAUUUUAAGCGGGAUGAGUUUCUUGGCCGGAUUAACGAAAUGGUGUACUUUCUCCCUUUUUCUCGUUCCGAGCUUCUKCAACUUGUAUCACGCGAACUGAUUCACUGGUCAAAGAUGGCUAGAGAUCGUCAYGAUAUGCAUAUUACWUGGGAUAGACAAGUCAUGGAUCUUCUAGCUGAUGGUUAUGAUGUGUACUAUGGGGCACGGUCCAUCAAACAUGAGGUCGAACGACGCGUUGUAAAUCAAUUAGCAGCAGCCCAUGAACGAGAGCUGAUCAACCAAGGCAGUUCCAUCCACAUYACAGUUGAUUACAACACUAAACAAGCUAUCCAAGGACAAACAGACAUCAAGGAAGAAACUCCUUCCAUCAAACUACAGCUCAUCAAGGAAGGAAGCAAAAAAGUAGAUAUAGAUGUUGAGAACAUUUUGACACAGGCAAACCAUGGAUUGUUUUCCUGACUGCUGGCUUUGAUCUACUGUGCGAGAUUUAGUCAGUGGCAAAGGCAGUUCGAUAGAAACUCUUACUAACAUCUCUAACGUGAACAAUUGUGGUCACCAAAACCUCUAUGAUACAGACAAAUAAUCUAGACACAUGCAUCAUACAGAAAGCUAUUGUUCAGGGAUCUCGGAGACAAAUGAGGGGGGAGGGGGGACCUCCACGGCCCCCUUGUAUGGUUCCAAUAAACCAAAUGCUCAAAAUGUCUUCGU
Exaiptasia diaphana is the source of this 2067-nucleotide messenger RNA. Its product is annotated as caseinolytic peptidase B protein homolog. Gene Ontology annotation, cellular component: cytoplasm; mitochondrion. Bases 1 to 1818 code for a protein of 605 amino acids. Lineage: Eukaryota; Metazoa; Cnidaria; Anthozoa; Actiniaria; Aiptasiidae. Gene Ontology annotation, molecular function: ATP hydrolysis activity; ATP binding; protein binding. The record is from RefSeq and is a predicted model, not a curated record. The transcript has 16 exons. Gene Ontology annotation, biological process: cellular response to heat.